UUACACAGCACAUUUGCAUAUUGCGCGGCGCAGGGGUUAGGUGAACCGCUGGUGAGCGGGUCGGUUUGGAUCCCGGGACUCCUCUGGUGAAGGCGCUCCUCUCACAAAAGGAAGGCCGGAAACCGGAGCUGUGAGGAAACGUUCCGCUUCUCUCCUCCUCCCCCCCCCAGGCGCGCUCCCUGUGCAGCGAGGGGUUUCAGUAAGCUGAGUAACGCGCUGAUGGCGGUGGUGGGAUCGGGAGCGGAGCGGACCGGAGCGGAGCGGACCGGGCCGCCACUGACUGACUGAGAGGGAAAAUAAAGCCCGGCCAGCAGUGAAAGCGGUUCUGUUAUCGGGCGCGAGCGCGGAGGCGGGGUCUUGCCCGCGCGCGCACUCAGUGCAGGAGGCCGGGAGCGCGCGCUGCGCGAGUAUUCGUGGCGGAGAAGAAAAAGCUGUGCGCGCGCAGCCGCCGGUCUCCCGGUAGCGGGAUCUGGAGGAUUCGGGUUUGAUCUGUGCAAACACACACCGGCCCGCCGCACGGUAUCUGCUUGUAUGUGUCACUCCAAGACCACAACGUGGACUAAAAGGGCCUUAAGUGAUCAAGUGGAUCAACUUGCCUCAUCCUUUCCUUCCUUGACUCAGUGACUUGUGACAGAAUUUUUAACAGAUUUGACAGAAAAUGACAUCAGGACAGUUCCUGAAGCCCGUCUCAUCCACUGGUCCUGGCGUUUCAUGGAGCCUCUGAAUAUGGCUGAACUUGGAAGACUUGGGGGUUCCGCAAGUCCCCCUGUCUCUGUCCGAUUGAAUGUUUCUUUUUAAACGCAGUGAGGUCAAAGGAAAAAGCGGCACUUUCUUGGUGUCGUAUAAGUGGACACUGCCUAUAAAGACAGUGGAGGACUUGAAGAUUUGUUGGCCCUUGUUGGGUCACAUCCCAAUCCCCUUUUUACUUUCCUCAGGCCUUUUAGGCCGUUCUUUCUUCAUCCCUCUGUUCACCAAGCUUCCACCAUUCGCCCCUCACUGGCCACAGCUGUCCUCCCUCCCCGUACCCGUCCCCACCAACCCAUCCCUGUUCCUCACCAUACCCCCAGCCACCCCACCCCUCACCCUUCCAUGGCCACCAGCACAGCACGAGAGCACCUCCUGGUGGUGCGGAGGCGCAGCCCGCACAUGCGAUACACACUGGGACCGGAAAACCUGCGCGGUACCGGCAGUGGCGGGACAUCCAGAGGAGGCGCCGCAGCCGAGACAAUGGGUCUACAACGAGCCAACAGUGAUACGGACCUGGUCACGUCAGACAGCCGGUCCUCCCUUACCGCUUCCACCUAUCAGUUCACCUUGGGAAGAGGACAGAACCUCGUCAUUUCAUGGGACAUCAAGGAGGAGGUGGAUGCCACAGAUUGGAUCGGGCUCUACCACAUUGAUGAGACGUGUCCGGCUAACGUGUGGGACUCGAAGAACCGCGGCGUCAACGGCACACAGAGGGGACAGAUCGUCUGGAGGCUGGAGCCUGGGCCUUAUUUCAUGGAGCCUGAGACCAAAAUCUGCUUCAAAUAUUACCACGGAGUGAGCGGAGCCUUAAGAGCGACGACGCCCUGCAUCACUGUAAAGAACCCUGGUGUGCUGGUUGGACCAGAAGGACAAGUGGACGGCCAGUCCGUGACGGAGCAUUGCCGGAAACUCGUCAGCUUCACGCUCUCAGAUAUCAGAGCUCAGGGCCUAAAGAAAGGCAUGUUCUUCAAUCCGGACCCGUAUCUGAAGAUGAGCAUCCAGCCUGGAAAACGCAGCGGCUUCCCUGCCUUCACACACCACGGCCAAGAGAGACGAUCCUCCAUCAUCUCCAACACCACCAACCCUGUGUGGCAUGGAGAGAAAUACACCUUCGUUGCACUCAUGACAGAUGUUUUAGAGAUCGAGGUCAAGGACAAAUUUGCUAAAAGUCGGCCAAUCAUCAAGCGCUUUUUGGGUCAGCUGACCAUACCUGUGCAGAGGCUUCUGGAGAGGCACGCAACAGGGGAUCAGCCUGCAAGCUAUACUCUGUGCCGCCGUUUGCCCACGGAUCAUGUAAGCGGUCAGCUUCAGUUCAGGGUGGAGAUCACAUCUACUGGUCAUGAGGAUGCUAUGGGCUCACUGCUGGGGGCUUCGUCUGUGAAUGGGGACCCGGGCAGUCCCUCUGAUGACGAGGAUGUGGUCCCUCCGUCCUCCCGCAUCCCGAGGGCCUCGUCUCCAACCGGCUCUGAGGGCUCUCUGCACAACGAGGCCUUUAGGACUGACGAAGGUCCACCAGAACCUGACGAAGAGCGCAACCUUAGGGACGUAAUCAUCGAUCCGGGACACACCCAGAGACAGACCUCUCUCAACGAUUACCUGGACACCAUUGAGGCACCGAAUGGUCCUGGAGAUCGCCCCCUGGGUGCGGCGUCGCCCAAACUCCGCUCCAGCUUCCCCACUGACACGCGGCUCAACGCCAUGCUGCACAUCGACUCUGAUGAAGAUGAGGAAGCGCACGUGUCUCAGGGGUUGGCCAAUGGAGAAGCGUCUGAACAGGAGCAGAGGGAAGGGUCUAGAACAGAGCUGGAGGGGAGUCCCACUCGUAGUGAAGAAGCAGUGGUGUCCCAGUCAGACAGCAGCGCUGCGAAGACCCAAAAUGGCGGCGCGGAAGGGAGCCAGGAGGGAGCAGCUAGCGCGUCACCCCAGUCCGCAUCCCUGAAUCCGGCAGCUCAGGAUAACGAUGCAGCCAAGGAGGCGACGAGCGAGGAGGUCUUUGUAGCGAGCGAUGCCACCGUUUCUGAAGCGAGCUCUGGUGUAGCUAGUGCAGAGGGUGGGGCUACUGCAGGCGACCAAUUGGAGCCUGGCGUCUCUCAGGAACAGCCGAACAAAGCCGAUGGGCAGGAAGAGGGUGAGGAGGUAUGGAGGAGGAGGCAGAGCUUGCUAGCAUCAGGGGAGGAGUCACAGGCAGAAGGGGCGGAGUCAUCAGGACGACGGAGACCUGAUUCGGCGGAAACAGAUGGGGAGUCAGAUUCAGCCUCAGGAAUAGGACCCCAGCCCUCAACCCAAAUCCCAGUUGAAGGAGAAGGAGGAGCCAGUGCUCAGGUGAACAGUCAUCAGCAUGUCCGCUCUCUUCCAGCCGUACGUCACGACAUCAACCGCUAUCAGCGUGUGGACGAACCCCUACCACCGAACUGGGAGGCCCGCAUUGACAGUCAUGGGAGAGUCUUUUAUGUUGAUCACGUGAACAGAACCACCACCUGGCAGCGACCUACAGCUCCGCCUGCUCCUCAGGUGCUGCAGAGAUCCAGUUCCAUCCAGCAGAUGGAGCAGCUGAACCGCCGGUAUCAGAGUAUCCGGAGAACGAUGACGAACGAGCGCACAGAAGAGCAGGCAGCAGAGAUCCCCUCAGACGACACAGACCUGAUGCAUCACACCAUUCCUGAGUACCGCAGGGACGUAGCGGUGGGAGGUGCUAACUAUUGCUCACGUCUCUCAUUGCUGCUUCAGUCACCCAGCGCCAAAUUUCUCACCAGCCCUGACUUCUUCAGCGUGCUUCACUCCAACCCUAGUGCCUACCGCAUGUUUACAAGUAACACGUGUCUGAAGCACAUGAUCAGCAAGGUGCGGCGUGACGCGCACCACUUCGAGCGUUACCAGCACAACCGCGACCUGGUGACCUUCCUCAACCUGUUUGCCAACAAGCAGGUGGAGCUGCCGCGUGGCUGGGAAAUGAAACACGACCACACUGGCAAGACGUUUUUUGUGGACCACAACUGCCGCUCCACCACUUUCAUAGACCCACGGUUGCCUCUGCAAAGUGCUCGGCCCAGCAGCCUGCUCGCCCACCGCCAGCACUUGAGCCGCCAGCGCAGCCACAGUGCCGGAGAGGUGACACGCACACAUCAGUGGCCUCCUUUCCCGAAGGUGGGUGAUGAUCCACGUCACGCCGGUCCCGGUGUCCUCGCCCGGCCCUCUAACACGUUCAGCGCUGCUGGUCGCAGUCAAUGCCAGGAUCUCGUACCUGUUGCCUACAACGAUAAGAUUGUGGCCUUUUUAAGGCAGCCGAACAUAUUUGAGAUCCUGCAGGAGAGACAGCCCGAGUUCAGUAGGAAUCACUCACUCAGGGAGAAGGUGCAGUUUAUCCGAAACGAGGGCGCAGCCGGCCUGGUGCGUCUCUCCAGCGAUGCAGAUUUGGUCAUCUUGCUCAGCCUGUUUGAAGAGGAAGUGAUGUCGUACGUGCCCCCUCAUGCCUUAUUGCACCCCAGCUACUGUCAGUCUCCACGGAGUUCUCCGGUUUCUUCCCCGCAGAACUCGCCUGGCACGCAACGAGCCAACGCCCGCGCUCCUGCGCCGUACAAGCGAGACUUUGAGGCCAAACUGCGCAAUUUCUACCGCAAGCUCGAGACCAAGGGCUACGGUCAGGGGCCGGGGAAAGUCAAACUGAUCAUGCGCAGAGAUCACUUGCUGGAAGAUGCGUUCAACCAGAUCAUGUGCUAUUCCAGGAAGGACUUGCAGCGAAGUAAACUUUAUGUCAGCUUCGUCGGCGAGGAGGGGCUGGACUACAGUGGCCCUUCUAGAGAGUUCUUUUUCCUGGUGUCGCGUGAGCUCUUUAACCCCUACUACGGCCUGUUCGAGUACUCGGCCAAUGACACCUACACCGUCCAGAUCAGCCCCAUGUCUGCCUUCGUCGACAACCAUCACGAAUGGUUUCGGUUCAGUGGCCGUAUCCUCGGCCUGGCUCUCAUCCAUCAGUACCUGCUCGAUGCCUUUUUCACACGACCUUUCUACAAGGGUCUACUGCGCAUUCCGUGCGAUCUCAGUGAUUUAGAGUAUCUGGAUGAGGAAUUCCACCAGAGUUUACAGUGGAUGAAGGACAACGAUAUCGAAGACAUGCUGGACCUCACCUUUACUGUUAACGAGGAAGUGUUCGGACAGAUCACCGAGCGAGAGCUAAAGCCCGGCGGCGCCAACAUCCCUGUUUCAGAGAAGAACAAGAAGGAGUAUAUAGAGCGCAUGGUGAAGUGGAGGAUAGAGAGAGGAGUUGUUCAGCAGACCGAGAGCUUGGUGCGAGGCUUCUACGAGGUGGUGGACGCUCGGCUCGUGUCCGUGUUCGACGCCCGGGAGCUGGAGCUCGUCAUUGCUGGCACAGCAGAGAUCGAUCUGAACGACUGGAGGAACAACACUGAAUAUCGAGGAGGUUACCAUGACAACCACAUUGUAAUCCGCUGGUUCUGGGCAGCAGUGGAGAGAUUCAACAAUGAACAGAGGCUGAGAUUGCUUCAGUUCAUUACAGGAACCUCGAGUAUUCCCUACGAAGGUUUUGCCUCGCUCAGGGGCAGCAACGGCCCUCGCCGCUUCUGUGUGGAAAAGUGGGGCAAGAUCACAUCGUUACCCAGGGCUCACACGUGUUUUAAUCGUCUCGACCUUCCGCCCUACCCCUCGUUCUCCAUGCUGUACGAGAAGAUGCUGACCGCAGUCGAGGAAACCAGCACUUUUGGUUUGGAGUGAACUUUGACCCCCUGCGGCUGCGCGACACUUCAGGAACCUCGACAAAACUGUUAGCAAACGCACUUUCGAAUCCAUUUCCGUGCACCAAUCAGUGAUGAGCGUAGUUAAUCCUCCCAGCCGGGUAGGAGCGAGAACGGAGCAUGCAGGAACAAGAGAGAGGAACUCGCCGGAAAGAUGGCGACACGGCGGGCGAGUUGUUGUCGCUGAUUCAGAUCGUUGGUUCAAAUCUCAAGUCUGGACGUCCGAACACGGAUCAGAGCGGCUCGGAAAUCCAUCAAAAGGCAACUCUUGAACAGUUUUUCAUGCAGAAUGUCAUGUCAGAGAUCCAAGAGAGUCUCUCUGCAAAAAAAAAGCCUUUUUCUGAUCAACCACAACCAUGACAUGCCCAUAUAUCAGCACUUUCUUAUAUCACCACAUGUUCUCACACACAACCUGAAUGCACUGUUUGAAAUGUAUACACUUUAACAUAUUUCUAUAUUGUUAAUUAUGUUUAUACUUACUGUACUAUACAGCACCUCCUUUAGGUUACUCAAGCAGACGGAUGUCUACGACGCAGAGUGUGAUAAACCUGGGACAUGUACUCGAGGAACCCUCAUAGUUCACGUGUUACACAGAGAAGCGAAUUAAAUGGAGUAGGAAGAUACUUUUGUUUCUACUCCAUCUGACCGAGUUUGAAGGCGGAGUCAAAUCGGAGUCGAAUUUUUGUUCUCUAUUCCAAACGAAGCUUUAGACGGGACGCACAGGCGUCUUUGAGUGACGAACAGCUUCACGCCGUAGCCGCUUGCACUCACGUGUCCCUGGAUUCUUCUCAACACUGCCGUCACCUGUGUGCAUCGUAUGCUCGCGGCUUUUUCCGAAUGUUUUCAGUAAAACAGUCAUCUGUAAAAAUGAACUGGAAAGAAUCAUCAUCAUCAUAGAUCCAAUCCAGUCCACGCUUUUCUCAUUCUAUUCAAUUAUUUAUGCUGUUUCAAUUGCACAGAAUGUACCAAAGGUUCAGGGAUCGGCGUAGGCCGUCCCGAAAUCACGCCUACCCUUACUUCACGUCUUGACUUUUUCAUAGUGCUAUGGUCUGUUUUUGCACCCAUCUGAAAGUAAAAAGAAAGUAUUGAUUACA
Messenger RNA from Neoarius graeffei (lesser salmon catfish), 6589 nucleotides. RefSeq names its product HECT, C2 and WW domain containing E3 ubiquitin protein ligase 2b (gene hecw2b). The coding region runs from base 1090 to 5475 and encodes 1461 amino acids. The transcript is spliced from 31 exons. NCBI's taxonomy places the organism in Eukaryota, Metazoa, Chordata, Actinopteri, Siluriformes, Ariidae. Gene Ontology annotation, molecular function: protein binding; ubiquitin-protein transferase activity. Gene Ontology annotation, biological process: regulation of dendrite morphogenesis. The record is from RefSeq and is a predicted model, not a curated record.